UGACACCGUCACAUACAUGGCUGCUCAAAGAGGCCGGAUUUGAGCGACGACGACCAGCAGUAUAGCCUGGAACAAUGAGCAACUCUGUCUUGCUAUCCCUCAACCACCGUGAUGCUCUGGCGCGAUUCAAGGCCUUAUUCCAUCAAUAUACCCAAGCGGAUACACCGAUACCGCUCGAAAUACUGCCAACAAUCCUUGAUCUGCUGAGGUACUCUCUGCGACCCUCCGACAUCGAUGUCUUGGCCUUCAUGCCGGACGGCGUGGAAAUCAUCCACCGCGCUACCAUGGCACUGCAAGCCUACGCUCAGCUUUGCUUGUCUGCUUCACAGUCAUUUCCCGAAAGCCUGUCUUCGCUCCUCUCAGAUGCGUGGCCCUGGAUAGCCUUGCUCACGGUGUCGUUCACAUCAAUCGUGGAUAUCCUGCUCCUGAAGGGCACGAAAGAAGAUGCUGAACGCCUGAAAUAAUCUGUCCUCUCCUCCUCCAGUACCAUCUUCCAGUCUAUCUGGCCGCAUGCUGCUGCACGACAGUUCCUGCUAGCGCAACAAGACUUCAUACAUAAAGUACUUCUCAUGAUUCUGUCGACGCAGAACCAGGACUUGAUUAAACCGGCGUCUCGGUUGAUCGAUAUUCUGAAAGAACUUCCACUCUCCCCAGGCACGGAAGGGCGUGCGCUCGCUGCAUUGGCAACAGUAGACCCUUCCGCGCUGUUGAACGUUCUUCUCAACAAGACCGACUGGGUCUAUCUCCCAG
This is a messenger RNA of Schizophyllum commune H4-8, 750 nucleotides long. RefSeq lists its product as uncharacterized. NCBI's taxonomy places the organism in Eukaryota, Fungi, Basidiomycota, Agaricomycetes, Agaricales, Schizophyllaceae. The coding region runs from base 75 to 464 and encodes 129 amino acids. The transcript has 3 exons. The record is from RefSeq and is a predicted model, not a curated record.